CUCACCAUGACGUACAUAUAACGAAGGCGAAGGUGAGUUGCAAGACAGCAAACGGAAGUGUCAAGUCCAAGUCGCAACUUCUUCAACAACAUCUUGAACAAAGUCAAAAUGACGAACCCGAAGACUGCAAUCAUCUCGGGCGGCGCACGUGGCAUCGGACGUUGCCUGGUUCGACGAUUCCUGGAGAGAGGAUACAAGGUCUACGUUUUCGACAUUGACGAGGAAGAGCUCAACCACACUGUGAAGAAUCAUCUGAAGGAGUACACCGACAAGGGCUUUCUGGGGGCGAGCGUCUGCAACCUCAGGAGCGUUGAUGAAAUCCGCGAGAAAGUCGAAGAAGCUGCAAAGUUCCUCCGAGGGCGGAUUGAUGUGCUGGUCAACAAUGGCGGCAUCGCAAAUCCCAAGUGGAAGGACGACGAGACCAUGUUCAACAAGGAGACCUUUGCCCAGUGGCAAGCGUAUGUCGAAACCAACUUGACAGCUCCAUUCGCCGUCUCGCAAGCUGCCCUUCCAUACAUGAAGAACGAACAGAGACAACACGAUCACGACACAAGCGAAGCUGGUCCGUGUAUCAUCCACAUCGGCUCCUUCCGUGCCUUCCAGAGCGAUCCCAAUCAAGAAGGCUACGCAUCGACCAAAGCUGGGCAGCUGGGCUUGAUGCACAGCAUGGCUGUCAGUCUCAAGCCUUACGGUAUUCGAGUCAAUCUGGUUGCUCCUGGUCGGAUCAAGGUCGCCCACGAGAGCAAGGAUGGGGAUGACAAUGGGACGCAGUGGUCGGAGCUCAACGAGGAGAAGGAUGUGGCCGAUCAUCUCGCCAAUCGUGCAGGACGUCCUAAGGACAUCGCUGAUGCUGUCGAAUACCUCGUCAAUGCUGGAUUCGUCACUGCGCAAGAGCUUAUCGUAGACGGAGGUGCCACAAAGACAAAGUGAAGAGUUGCGAGUCUGUCAAAAUCAGUGACUUCGCGACAGUAAGCGCCCUGAAAUAGCAUAGAUGAAGAAAAGCUUAUAGCCUUACUACGCC
Cercospora beticola is the source of this 1021-nucleotide messenger RNA. RefSeq names its product SDR family NAD(P)-dependent oxidoreductase. NCBI's taxonomy places the organism in Eukaryota, Fungi, Ascomycota, Dothideomycetes, Mycosphaerellales, Mycosphaerellaceae. The record is from RefSeq and is a predicted model, not a curated record. Gene Ontology annotation, molecular function: oxidoreductase activity, acting on the CH-OH group of donors, NAD or NADP as acceptor.